Molecule: messenger RNA, 1421 nt
Organism: Sycon ciliatum
Lineage: Eukaryota; Metazoa; Porifera; Calcarea; Leucosolenida; Sycettidae
Exons: 4
Coding region: 93-1004 (303 amino acids)
Source: RefSeq, a predicted model, not a curated record
CUCACCUCAGUUUGGUUGAGACACACUAUCAGCUGGUACCGUACCUGCUGACUACUGGUACGUUAGCGUAUAAUCACAGCAGGAGCUCGCUAAUGCCACUCGCUCCGCAUCAGGAUUUCGUCGACAAGCUUAUCGACGAGUUCAACCCACCCACAUACAACUAUAUGCUGGGUCCCGACAUACUGGUUGCUCCGAUCACCUCAGACCCUGCUCAAGUCAGCGUCACCUUCCCCCAGAUCUCAACCAAGAGCAAUGGUGGCGAUGGUGGUGGUGGCGGCGGUGUGGAUGAAAAGGAUACAUACGUGGCGUGGUGGAACCGCUCACUGACCUAUCGUGCCGGCGACACGGCCGAGUUUCACAACGUCAGCCUGGACGUCUUCACGGUUUUCCAUCGCACAGGCUCUCUGUUCCCGUUGAGACCGGCAGCGAUGGCAUCACACCAGCCAUUCUCCAAUAAACCGUGCACUGACGUGCUGGAGCUACACGUGUACAACCCCACCGCCACUUCACCUUUUCCAGUACAGGUGGUAACCAACGACGACAGGCCUGGAUUGGUUGCGGCAUACUGGAGAGACCCGCUAGCCAAAUCAACCGGUCAACACGGUCUCAACAGCAGUGGAAUACAUUUCACGAUCACCGCCCACCCAACCCUGAGUGUCUCAAUUCACGUUCAUUUCGGCCACAGCGGCACUGGUAGCAGCGGCGAUGGCAGGCAUCCACCAGCAGAGGAACCUCUACAUCCAUGCACGCUACACCAUGGAGUGAACAUAUGCCGCCGUAAUGGCAACGAACAAAUCAAAGUGUGCUCCAAAGAGUCAAGAUACGUGCAGCACGACAUGUCUGCAAGGCCAGGACAACUAUUCCCAACACACAACCUGCAUCACGACCCGGCAAUGCUGGAGGAGCAGAAGCCAUACCUUAGCUGUGCCGGUGGAUAUGGUGACAUUGUUGUACCUCAUGGGCGUAUUCCACAUGGCGUGUACCUCUCCGUGUGGAUGGUCUAGUGCAUGGUCGACGGGUUGAUUUGCCUGCUCUUUCUUGCUCUCUUCUUUUUUUCUCUCUCUGUUACACAUACACACACUGGUCUCUCCCUUUAUCUGCCUUUCUCUCCCUCUUUUCCUUUGUCUUUCCCUAGCGCUCUUCGUCACAAACACACACACACUCUCUCUCGCAACUAUUUGUUUGACGUGUUUAUCUAUGGGUAUGCUAAAUCUCUUUCCGACUCUUUAUCUGUCUGUCUGUCUGUCUGUCUCCAUCUCCGGCAACCAUGCAGGCUCUCGUUUUGUUCUAUGCUGUUGUCUCUGCUGCUUUAGCCUGUCACUCCAUGGUGUUGUGGCUUGACCAUAAUGGUAUUUAUUUACAGGUAGUUUUAGAGUAGGGCUUGACUAGAUUUUUUUUAUAAAAUCCGGCAUUGUCCCGUG